This is a messenger RNA of Mesocestoides corti, 513 nucleotides long. Lineage: Eukaryota; Metazoa; Platyhelminthes; Cestoda; Cyclophyllidea; Mesocestoididae. The record is from the annotation of a GenBank genome assembly.
ACACCUAUCCAACAGCCUCAGUCAGAACUUCAUUUUCUGCCUGAUUUGAAUGCCCUUGACAUCGAGUCCCAAUUGAUUGAGUUUGAGACGACCGGAGGCGGUGGUAGUAGUGCUAGUGUUGGCCUCGCCUCUGAUGGACCUUUACCACCACACCAUCCCACGACACAAACGGCGACGAUUCCUAAAACGGAACACGUUCUAUCUCAAUCGCAGACAGCCUACAUGGCGGCUAAUCAGCAGCAGCAGCAGCGGCAGCAUCAACAAAUGCAGCAUAGGGUCCAAGCUGCUGUGUGUAGGGGUAUUUCGACACGCAUCAUGUCGUCCGCUGGACCUGGAGCAAUGUCACCGAAGUCACGGCAGUCACCAUUGCCGGUGGUGUAUGAUCAAACACCAAUGGCUUCGCACAGUGGAAUGUUGCCGAGUCAGCAGCUAACGACGAUGCUACGGCAGGGUAAGCUGUUUCCAAUUAUGAGUGUGGCUCGUGGAGCGUUGUAUCGGAUGCUCGGUGUGUGA